Messenger RNA from Hydractinia symbiolongicarpus, 2262 nucleotides. RefSeq names its product zinc finger FYVE domain-containing protein 21-like. The coding region runs from base 47 to 754 and encodes 235 amino acids. The record is from RefSeq and is a predicted model, not a curated record. The transcript has 7 exons. NCBI's taxonomy places the organism in Eukaryota, Metazoa, Cnidaria, Hydrozoa, Anthoathecata, Hydractiniidae. Gene Ontology annotation, molecular function: metal ion binding.
AGUGUGGGUGCAUGAAUUAUAUAUCUACCUUUAGUCAACUAAAAGUAUGGCAAGCCAUCCAACAACUGUAUCACCCACAGGAAAAAAACUGAUUCAAGGUAAUGGUGGUUUGCGUAUGAUCAAUAUUAUUGACGAAGAACGAUCUGCAUUCGAUAUUGAUGAAUGCCAAUGGCAAAAUGAUGGUGAACAUCUGAUUUGCAACAGAUGUGGGGCAAAGUUUUCAUUUUCAACACGUAGGCAUCACUGUCGAAGAUGUGGAAAAAUCUUUUGUGGUUCAUGUUGUAAAGAAAAAGUGGUGCUUCCCAGACUUGGAUUUGUUGACCCGCAACGUGUAUGCAUGGAUUGCAUAUCAACUGCAAAAAAAGAAAUGGAUCUUUAUGAAAAGUAUAUACCCAUAUUAAUUAGAGGAGCAGACUUUGAAAUAAACAACGCAAAAGGGGACAUUGCUCGUUGUAAGUUAAAUUCUCGUACCAACAGGGACUUGUUGUUCAGUAAUCUAAAGGACACUAAUGAUGUUCCAUAUGAACCAGUGGAGCUGCAGCAUGUUGUUUCUUUCCAAUGUUUAACUGAUCCUCUAAAACAGACUCAACAAGGAACUAGCCAUCUAGUCGGUGCCAUCUUAAACUACUUGUCAGAAGGAGAGUGUAAAGAGUUGAAGUUGAGUGUUGCCAAUAAUUUGGACAAUCGAAAGGAAUCUCUUAAUUUUUUGCUCACGCUACAAAAGGCAAUGAAGAUGAUUUUCGAUUCAAGUUAAAGAGAAUUUCGAAUUAGAUAGUCAAAUCGAUUUUAUGAAGUUGAAUAGAAUUUAUCAAAACGCUUGUUGAGCUCUUUGCUUCGCACAUGGAACAUGGAAUUGUGAAUGUGAAUGAAUUUGCUGAUUGGUGAAUCAAGGUACAUGCACUAUAUCAAUCAAUCAAAGGAAGGCAUUUUUUGCGAUAUUUUCAUUUUACUGACGGAAAAAAUAAAUAUAUUCGCGGGAUUAAAAUUGUUCGGACUGAAAAUAACUAGAAACUGCGGUCUUUUCAAGAGUUUUCUCCUUUUAAAAUUUUCUUCUUGUGAGAUUUCGUAGUUCUAUAAAUUGUUGAGCUAAAGCUUUUUAAUUUGUGACGAUAGUAAAAAUCUGUUUUUGUUGCCAUUCACUAUAAUUUAGUUUUUGUAUUAAAAUUGUAUAAAAAGGGGUCUCGUGUAAAUCAUUUUCAUUAAACUGUAGGAAUUCCAUUUUUCCUGGGCUGCGUUGCGUUUUCCAAAAAGUUACGGGUGACGCCCUAAAAUGUAUGAUGCAUAUUUUGAAAUUUUUUCAUUGCAAUUAUACUGAGUUUGAAAACCAAUUUACACUAUUUUUAUAAUUCCAAUGAACUUUUAAACGUAUUGGCUGCACCUAUUCUCCUUUGCUGCACAUAGCCAUUUAGUUUUAAGACAGAGACAAAUAUACGAACUAAUACAAAGUUAGAUGUAGUUAAAGAAAUUUUAGGUUUUAGGUGCUCUGAAGUUUCCUCUGAAUAAGAGGGUGGGGUAACCGGUAACCGAGCUAAAUAAGUUGUAGUUAUAAGAUUUUUUGUAUUAAUGUUUUUCACGAUUACUUUAUGUAUAUAUGCGCUGCUGUAUUAAUAUAUACGAUGUUUUAUACAAUGAGAUGUUUUUUAGCAGAAUGUUACGUUAUUAGAUGAGUGAUAAUUUUGACUUUGUUGUAUAAGACUACCUUGUUUCCACUUCUCUAGAGAUUCUUGUCUUUUAGCAGAAUGAAAUACUAUUGUCUCUUUGCGUCCCGUUAAAUAAAACUACAAGGGGCUGGACGAGGUUGAUGAUUUAAAACCAAGUUUUCUCGGCAUUAUCUUUGAAUAAGGGAAGUUUAAAAAAAGUGAUUUUUCAUGGUUAAAAUCGGCAUGAUUGAAACGUCUAGUAACAACGAACUCUAAAAUUUCAAUGAUUGUCUAGGUUCAGAAUAAGUGGGAAAAAAAGCGUAGAUUUUACGUAAAAAUUUAGUAUUUUCUAUAAAUAUGAAACUUUAUUACAUAAUGGUUAAUAUUCGUCUGUUGUAAAUAAAUUUAAUUUCCAAUACAGCUUUCCAGAAUUCGUUUGACCCGAUACACUUUCAAAUGAUUUUCCUUUUCGUUUUCGCUCAGUCGAAUUGAGAUGGCAAUUUAUAUAUAAUUAGAAUCUAAGUUCAAGUAUGUUUGCCAGUACAAGCCAGUGGUUAAAAACAGGAAUUCUGGAAAGGCGUAGAAUAAUUAAUUAAAUAAAUUUUUAAACAUUUCUUUUUAA